CUUUUGCAAGUAUAAGAAGCCACACGCACUCACUCUCACUCAGAAUUCAGAAAUAGUAGAGUAUGUAGAAGAGUCAUUCCAAUUUUCAACACACUCACACACACACUUCACCAGUGUCAAUGUGAAAUCAACACAACCGUAUGCGAAACAGUGAGUGAUGAGGAAGUUGAGAUGGGUAAUGGAUGGAGGAGGCUUUUGGGACCUUGAUGUCUCAACUCCAAAGACCCUCGAGGGUUCGGCCUGCCCUGUUUCUGGGAAUCCUCUACCCUUGGGCCUUUCCAGGGGGCCCAGGCUUUCCAGGCCCAAGCAGGUUGACUUCAUGCAGCGCUUCAUGUUCGCUCCGUUUGUUCCUUCCUUCUCCAAACCAAAUGGACUCUCCCUCCAGCGAGUCCUCUCCCUCCCACUCAACGAUGACUGGGUUGUAUAUCUUCUUGGUCAAUUCCAUUUGCAAAAAUUCAUUUCAUUUGUUAAAAGAAGUGAGGAAAAGCCAUCUCGAGUUUCGUCUUGGUUUAAAACCAUUGGGAGACAGCUGCAGCAGAAAUCCUUAUAUGCACUGGGCUUGUUUUCAGAGUUCCAGUUAACAUCGGAUGAUAUCUUACAUUUGGCCUUAGACUAUGAUGAUAAUCCAAGAGGGAAAGCAAUUCUUCGUCACAAGUUUCCUAGUCAUGAACUCACAGCGGAGGCAGUUUUGCCUGGUCUUUUUGUUGACAAGUCUGGUAAUUAUUGGGAUGUUCCAUUUUCAAUGGCGAUCGACUUUGCUUCCCUAUCAACCAGCGAUUCUUCUAUGAGUUAUCAUUUAUCUGCGCACUAUAACUCUGGGUCACCUGAGCCCUUUGACAGGAUCCAAAAUCAAAUUGGCGGACCACCACGAAACAUACUUCCAGGUUUAGCCCUCAAAAGUUCCAUAUCUUUCAGGAACAAGGUUGAUAUUUGGAAAAGUGAAGCUCCUAAGUUGAAAUUGGUGCAACCAUAUGACUUGUUCAUUUCUAAUCCUAAUGUGUCUGCAUCAUGGAAUAUCGGUGCUGCUGCUACAACUGGUUUUGGAGAGAGUGCAGAAAGAGCACUGGCAAAUGAAGAUCCCAUAGGUUUUUUUAUUGAUAAUCCUGAUGGGCUUAAUGCUUCGUUUCUAGCAGAUACAUUUGCAUCUGCUUCUCUUACAGCCCAACUUGGAAACUUCCAAAAGCGUUAUCUAGAUCUUACGCGAUUUCAGGCCCAGCUGAAUAUACCUUCAGGUACCAAAUUCUUUUAUGGUGCGAGAAAUCUAGCACGGGAAUAUUUCCAAUCCAGAAAGCCCAGCUUGGAUGAUUUUCAGGCAGUUUGCCCCGAUGCCACCUUAUCUUUUCAACAGCAGAUUUUUGGGCCGUUGAGUUUUAGAGUUGAUUCAGGAGUAACAAUUGAUUUGAAGGACCCUAACAUUGUAAAAGCAAAGGAUUCAGUAAUAGCAAUUGAGUAUGCAUUGCAAGUACUUCUUUCAGCAAAAGCAGUUGCAUGGUAUUGUCCCCAGCGCCAAGAGUUUAUGGCAGAACUUCGCUUCUAUGAGAAAUAAGGAGUUUCAUCAACACACAUUACUCCAUAGCCAUUCUUUUAAUUUCAACUUAUUCUUUUUUUGGUUCUUUAGAUUAAAUUGCAAGGUUGUUGUAUGGUCAUGUAAACAAGUGGUUGUUAUUUAUCAAUCUCAAUUUCUGUGGAAAUAGCUAUUUCUAUUUUGUUACUUUUUUCUUUCAAUAUCUUUUGGGAUUAUAAUUG
Molecule: messenger RNA, 1746 nt
Organism: Arachis ipaensis
Lineage: Eukaryota; Viridiplantae; Streptophyta; Magnoliopsida; Fabales; Fabaceae
Gene: PDE320
Product: pigment defective 320
Biological process (GO): acylglycerol transport; ER to chloroplast lipid transport
Cellular component (GO): chloroplast envelope
Molecular function (GO): phosphatidic acid binding
Source: RefSeq, a predicted model, not a curated record